Messenger RNA from Nezara viridula (southern green stink bug), 222 nucleotides. The record is from the annotation of a GenBank genome assembly. Lineage: Eukaryota; Metazoa; Arthropoda; Insecta; Hemiptera; Pentatomidae.
AUGAAUAGGGUGAAGAAUGAUAAAACUAUCACUUCCUGGGAGUCGAGGUCCCGGAUGCCCCCUCUCUCAGUAAAUAUUCUCAACCGAGAGAGCGAAAAUAGAACAGGGCGAGAAAAUGAACAAAGAAACUCUGAACGAUUAGUAUCUGGUCGAAGUCUCUUCCAUUCAUCUACGGUUUCGACACCGCUGCUCUAUCAGCCACCCGAUCCGCCGAGAGUAUAA